Rosa rugosa (rugosa rose) is the source of this 324-nucleotide messenger RNA. Its product is annotated as major strawberry allergen Fra a 1-3-like. The transcript is spliced from 2 exons. The coding region runs from base 1 to 324 and encodes 107 amino acids. Gene Ontology annotation, cellular component: cytoplasm; nucleus. The record is from RefSeq and is a predicted model, not a curated record. Gene Ontology annotation, molecular function: signaling receptor activity; protein phosphatase inhibitor activity; abscisic acid binding. Gene Ontology annotation, biological process: abscisic acid-activated signaling pathway; defense response. Lineage: Eukaryota; Viridiplantae; Streptophyta; Magnoliopsida; Rosales; Rosaceae.
AUGGGUGUCUUCACUUACGAAUCUGAGUUCACCUCUGUCAUUCCACCAGCUAGGUUGUUCAAGGCCUUUGUCCUUGACGCCGACAACCUCAUUCCCCAAGAUUUCUCCCAAGCUGUUAAGAGCAAGAGUGCUGAGAUUCUUGAAGGUGAUGGAGGAGUUGGAACCAUCAAGAAGAUCAACCUCGGUGAAGGAAGUGAAUACAACUAUGUGAAGCAUCAGAUUGAUGGAAUUGACAAAGACAACUUUGUGUAUAAGUACAGCAUGAUUGAUGGAGAUGCUAUCUCGGACAAAAUUGAGAAGGUCUCCUACGAGACUAAAGCCUAG